Cyclocybe aegerita is the source of this 1509-nucleotide messenger RNA. The record is from the annotation of a GenBank genome assembly. Lineage: Eukaryota; Fungi; Basidiomycota; Agaricomycetes; Agaricales; Hemipholiotaceae.
AUGUUCAGACCAGUCCUUGCCCGCCCAUGCAUCCGGAGACGUUGCACCAUCACACCGCCGCGUCUCGCUAGCCGCACACAGCACACACCGACCACCCGAUAUGCACCGCCCGCCACGGAGGCAAUUCCUGCGCGUCCCCCGGACUCCGCCUUCUUCGUUUUCCUCAAGCAGUACCUCAAAUACACGCUCACGGGCAUCGUCGUAUGCGUCGCAACUGCAGGAACGAUAUGGGAAGGCACCCAUCUCCUCGCUGAACACGUAGCUAUGGCCCCCGAGAUCGACUCUGAGAUCAACAAGUGGGAGUGGGACGUGCUGGAGAACGACUGGACUGGCGAUCCCCUCGUCGGAGGUACGGAUCCAUCCUUGGGUUUCUGGGCCCGUCAUUUUGUCCGUGCAGCCUGGAUGUUCCAUUAUGAAGAAAGAACUCCAAAAAAUAUUGUGGGUACAGCAGACCCAUCCAAGACCAAUCAAGAACCUCUUCACCGUUCUGAUGAACGUCUCAACAAGGUCGAAAAUAACUUACGUGAUACCAUCCAACGCAUCGAAGCUAGUCCUCCUUCGAGCAUUCGGCCACACACACUCCCUACGCUUCUCCUGCGUCAUGCAGAGGUUCUGGAGCACUUUGGUACCCAGAGUCUCCAAACUGCAAUUGACGAAUACGAGCGUGCAUGGAGCUCCUUUACGGACCCCGUUCACAAGGCAUAUAUAGCCUGGAAGCUGGGAAACGCUAACAGCCGUCUCGAUCGCGACUUUGCUGCUCGCGAAUGGUGGAGUAGAUCAGUGCAACUUUGUCAGAGUUCCGAUUUAGGCCACCAUUCGGCAAUCCCGAAGUCCCCUUUGGCACAGCGUAUACUUUUUUCGACCCUCGUUUCACAGUCUGCGCAUUUAGCACGAUCUGGGAAGCUCCAGGAAGCCCAAGGCCUGGAAGAAUCCACCCUUGCCCUCCUUCGAUCGAUUCAGUCACCUGCUACCAUUGCCUCCGCCACUCCUCCAGAAUCUCUUCACUUUUUGUAUCUCCUCCAACGUUCCUCUCUUCUCUCCAUCCACUUGGCAGAAGUCUUACAUGCGCAAAAUCGACCAACAUAUACGAGCGUCCAAUGGCUUACCUCGGCCGCGGAAUCCUCAGAACGUGUGGCGCGUGCCCUUACUAUACCCCAACUCCAUUUAACGGACUCUGAUCAACUCAGGAACACGGAGAAGCUUCUUCCCUCGUACUCCUCCUCAAAAUCCAUGAACGUCGCAGCUUCAGAAUUGCUCAAGGAUGCAAGAAGGACUGCGGCCGAUGCGUGGAACCUGAUGGGCAUCUUACACGAGACCCAGGAAGGUACCAAAUCUCGCUCGGCGUUGAACUGUUUUGAGCAUGCCGUAAGAUGGGCAAGCACGGGAAACAAAAACGAUAACAAGGCAAACGCGAGCCCGGCUGAUUACAUCUUGGAAUCGGAUUGGAAUAUAUAUUGGGACAACUAUGAGCGCGUAAAGAGCACCUUGGAGAAGUCCGACCAGAAAUGA